Molecule: messenger RNA, 1332 nt
Organism: Rotaria socialis
Lineage: Eukaryota; Metazoa; Rotifera; Eurotatoria; Philodinida; Philodinidae
Source: the annotation of a GenBank genome assembly
AUGGAGCCAACCAGAUCAAACUAUACGGCAUUAUCUUAUGGUGUCCCGUUUGGUUCUUUCGCGGUGUUAUUCAUUCUCAUCAGCAUCAUCAAUAAACGUAGUAACUGGUUUAUUCUUGGUCUGAUUCUUGGAAUAGAUAAGACAACGGAUGACCCGCCGAAGCCACCGCAUUGCGUUUAUUGUGGAUCAACGCUCACUUCUUCUGCAAAAGAAGAUCAAUCGAAGAAUUCAAGUGAUGUCGACUCGAAACAUUUAGGUUACUGUGCCACUUGUAAAAAAGUCUUCAGCGCUCCCGUGAAAAGCAACCCAAACAUAGAUAUCCUGCCAGAGUCAGGCAACUGUACACAAUGUAAAAGUAAAUUCAAUCUUAUUGUGAGAGAAGAAAAAGUUGAACCAGAUAAACAACCCUUGGAGAAGUAUCUCUACAUCGAUUUUGAGAACGGCGACGAUGUUGUGCCUCAAUUAAAAUGUUUCAUACGCGUAUUAAGCGAUCUUUUAACUGCUGCUAUUCUAGCCGUUUUUGUGUCAAUCAUUUUCACAAAUUUAAUCUUAUCCAAUCAGACUGUAAAAAAUGGUCGUAAAUGUCCUACAUUUGAUGCUGACUGCUUCACUACACAGGGAAAUUACGAUGUUUUACCAUACAGUUGCAUUGACGGAAAUUAUGUCAAUAUUUCUAACUACAAUGAUUAUGUAUGGUGUGUAGCAUGGGUUUAUCAAGACCAAACUGCUCAAGAUGUACUUGACACGCUCGGUACAUGCGGUGGCCUGCUCGGCAUAAUCUCGUGCAUUGUUCCUUUAGUUUAUUACCUUUCAUACAAUAAAAAGCACAAUUGGUUAAGUUGUUUCUGCAUUGUCAUACCGCUAAGCGGUUUCGGCGGGUUGGCAUGGAUGCUUUGGUAUACUUGGGAUGCCCGACCAUCCCAACUUGCGGUUACCGCUUUCGCGGUUGCCGUUUCGAUGAUGACGAUUGGCUGGCUUUGGGCAGUCUGGCGCGCAUGCUUUUUAAAAGGUGCAGAUGGUGGUUGCUCAUGCUACGCAUUUCAAGAUCAAAACCGAUGUCAUUGUCCAAAAUGGCUCUUAAAAAAGCUUUGUUGCUGCAAAUUGUGUUAUUGUUGCUGCCAUAUUGUUUGUGGAAAGUAUACGUACUACCCAUGGGCAUGUUUACGUGAUUUCUGGAAGUAUUUUUGUUGUUGCUGUUGCGGUAAAAGUUAUGAACAAUACAAGAGCUGCCCAAGGUCUUUCUCAAUAGCAGGCAUGGAACUACCUCCAUUUAAUAACCGGGUAGCACUUGCAUCAACUAAACCAUCAACGAAGGAACCCUAUAUGAUCUGA